UAUUCAGCAACUAAAACAUCAACAAUAUGGCUUCCUUAAGCUCCCUAGUUCUGCUUCUUGCAGUUCUGGUUCUGUCCCCUCAAGGGCUUGCUAACUAUGACAAGCCCCCAGUAGAAAAACCUCCUGUCUACAAGCCUCCCAUUGAGACACCACCUGUUUACAAACCCCCGGUUGAGAAGCCACCGGUCUAUAAACCACCUGUAGAAAAACCACCGGUUUACAAGCCACCAGUGGAGAAGCCACCGGUGUACAAGCCCCCAGUAGAGAAACCACCGGUGUACAAACCCCCAGUUCAAAAACCACCAGUGUACAAACCCCCAGUUCAAAAACCACCGGUGUACAAGCCCCCAGUUCAAAAACCACCCGUGUACAAACCCCCAGUUGAGAAACCACCGGUUUACAAGCCCCCUGUGGAGAAGCCACCAGUGUACAAACCCCCAGUUCAAAAACCACCGGUGUACAAACCCCCAGUUCAAAAACCACCAGUUUACAAGCCACCAGUGUACAAGCCACCCGUGUACAAGCCACCAGUUGAAAAACCACCAGUGUACAAGCCCCCAGUAGAGAAGCCACCGGUGUACAAGCCUCCAGUUGAAAAACCACCGGUCUACAAGCCCCCGGUAGAGAAGCCACCAGUGUACAAGCCUCCGGUUGAAAAACCACCAGUGUACAAGCCACCUGUGGAGAAGCCACCGGUGUACAAACCCCCAGUUGAAAAACCACCAGUUUACAAGCCACCAGUUUACACGCCUCCGAUUGUAAAGCCACCGGUGUACACGCCACCGUACGGGAAGCCACCUCACCCAAAGUACCCUCCAAGCUCCAACUGAUGACAAACGAUUCUGCAGUAUGUUAAGAGUUGUAUCUGAAGUAUGUGAUAAAUAAAAGCUGUAAGCUCAGAGUGUGUAGCUUAGUUUACGAAUCAUGCCAAGGAUUACUCCUGCUGUCUUCGUUUAUUUUUAAUCAUUUGUUUACAGUGUUGUGGCCAAGAUAAGAGUGUCAUGGAUGCAUGAAUGUAAAACAGAGAAAAAAAUGUGUGAUCUUUUGUACUGAAAACUCUUAAUAAUAGAACUUUGUGAUUUUGAUAA
Molecule: messenger RNA, 1088 nt
Organism: Vigna angularis (adzuki bean)
Lineage: Eukaryota; Viridiplantae; Streptophyta; Magnoliopsida; Fabales; Fabaceae
Product: repetitive proline-rich cell wall protein 2
Exons: 1
Coding region: 27-830 (267 amino acids)
Cellular component (GO): extracellular region
Molecular function (GO): structural constituent of cell wall
Source: RefSeq, a predicted model, not a curated record